Messenger RNA from Sarcophilus harrisii (Tasmanian devil), 3884 nucleotides. RefSeq names its product growth factor independent 1 transcriptional repressor (gene GFI1). Gene Ontology annotation, biological process: regulation of transcription by RNA polymerase II. Gene Ontology annotation, molecular function: RNA polymerase II cis-regulatory region sequence-specific DNA binding; DNA-binding transcription factor activity, RNA polymerase II-specific. Lineage: Eukaryota; Metazoa; Chordata; Mammalia; Dasyuromorphia; Dasyuridae. Gene Ontology annotation, cellular component: nucleus. The record is from RefSeq and is a predicted model, not a curated record. The coding region runs from base 1353 to 2612 and encodes 419 amino acids. The transcript has 7 exons.
UCAGUGAUCAGGAGCACCAGCUUUUCCAGCAAAAGGGAUCUAUUUUUGGUAAAGCGUUCCCUCUUACCAAACUAAGUUUCCUCGUUUCUCGUAUGAUACUCGAUGCAUCAUGACUGUAAACAGUAGGAGAAGGCAGAGUACCGACGACAUUUGAAUGUCCUCAGAUCCCAUUAAUCUGUUCUUUGUUUAUUAACAAAUGGCGCUCAUUCGGACAGCGUUUACCUUUGAGUAAUCUAGCAAAUAGAGGCUUGUUAUGCAAAUCAUCCCGUAUUUUUAAACCGGAAUCCCCAGGGAAUUUUAAAAUUAUUUAAAGUCUAUUCUGAUUGUCUAAUAUAAGGGGGAAAAAGUGCUUUCUGCAAUUCCCAACCACCUACGAGCUACCGAUGGCAAGGCUGAUUACAAACCAUUCUUUUACUUUCAUUAAAGGAAGUAGCCCACAGACCUUAUCUCUGGCAGUCCUCUGCCUGGUUCCUGUAGCUUCCCCGAAAGUAAGACUCUCUGUUUCUUUGAAAGGGUGUGUUACUGAGAGUGUAUUGGGGGGAGGAGGGGGAAGAAGGCGAGGGGGGGCGUUGUAUUAUUUUGCAGAAAAGGGGAACAAAAUCUCUCCCCUCAAAUCCAGGUUUGAAGACUCGGUGUGCUCCAAACCGCUGCAGCAAAAUGAAUUUCAUUCACUCCGGAGGAAAAUCUCGGCGACGUUGCUCUAGACACUGGGAACUCACAAGUGACAAGUCGCCUGUGGGGAAGCAGCACCAGGCGAGGGAGGAUAGUUAAUUUGAGUCACUGUUACGAAUACCGAGUCUCUCGGAGGCUUUUCUGUUUGAUUAAAGGCGCCAGUAUCACUACAUCUUAGAAUGUCUGAACUGGAAAGUAUCACAGAAGUAAUCUGAGCUAAUCCACUCAAUUGGCAGGCGGGGAAACUGAGGUCUAGAGAGACGUGAUUUGUUCAAGCUACACAGCUUGGGAGGGCAGGGACCAGAAAAUGCAAACCUUUUGAACCUUAAACUGCGUGGUAACGCUCCACCAGGCUCCUCAUUCAUACAAACACUAUUUCUGGAGUGUUUUCUACUGGAUUUAAGCACUGCGUGUGGGCAAGUUCCAUAAGUUCCCCGUGCUGAGGGAGGAGGCGUAAUAGUUGAGUUCAAAUCGGAACUCUUUAAACCGUAAGAGUUUGGGUAUGUCACUCAAGGCCUCCUAGAAUCUGUGCUUCUUGAAGGUCUCGUCCGAGGGGGCAGCUUGGAAGCCGAGCAGGUGUGACCCCGCAGUGAACCUGUGCCCGCCGAACCCGCGGAGAGGAACGGAGAGCCGGCUGCGGCUGCAGGAGCAGGGGCGGCAGGGAUAACGGCGGAGGGACGAUGCCUCGGUCUUUCCUCGUGAAGAGCAAGAAGGCUCACAGCUACCACCAGCCGCGCUCCCAGGACCAGGACUACGAGCUCCGCUUGGAGAAUGUGCUGGCGCGGAUCUGUGCAGACAGCAAGAGGCCGGGGGACUCGAGUCCCGGCCCUUCUGAGCCUGAGCCCCAAGCACCGAUCUCUCCAGAGUCCCAACUGACGGAGGCUCCAGACGCCGUCUCAGUGUCUCCAGCCAGCUGUGAGGGCAGCGUCUGCGAUAGGAGCUCGGAGUUCGAGGAUUUCUGGAGGCCCCCAUCGCCUUCCGCAUCUCCAGCUUCCGAGAAGUCCGUGUGCCCCUCCCUGGACGAAGCGCAGCCUUUCCCGGUGCCCUUCAAGCCCUACACGUGGAACAGCCUGGCGGGCUCCGAUGCCGCCCUGAGGCAUCUGGUGCAGAGCUACCGGCCUUGCCAUGCCCUGGAGCGGGGCGCCGGCCUGGGCCUCUUUGGCGAACGGAACCCAGAGCCGGGCGCUGCGGCCGCCCUCUACGGCCCGGAACGAGGCUGUGGCGGCGGGGCCUCGGAGGGCAGCGGCGGCGGGGGCAGCGGCGGCUCCGCCCUGGGCCUCUAUAGGGACUUUGGUCCUGCUGCGGUGGCGGCGGCGGCGGCGCGCCUCUACGAGCGACCGUCGGCAGCGGGAGGACUCUACCCGGACAAGGGCUCGGGCAUCAAGGUGGAGUCGGAGCUGCUCUGCACUCGCCUCUUGCUUAACAACGGCUCCUAUAAGUGUAUCAAGUGCAGCAAGGUGUUCUCCACUCCCCACGGCCUCGAGGUGCACGUGCGCAGGUCCCACAGUGGCACGAGACCCUUUGCGUGCGAGAUGUGCGGGAAGACGUUCGGGCACGCGGUCAGCCUGGAGCAGCAUAAAGCGGUGCAUUCGCAGGAACGAAGUUUUGAUUGUAAGAUCUGUGGUAAAAGCUUCAAGAGAUCCUCCACCCUCUCCACUCACCUGCUCAUCCACUCAGACACCCGGCCCUACCCUUGUCAGUAUUGUGGGAAGAGGUUCCAUCAAAAGUCGGACAUGAAGAAACACACCUUUAUCCAUACAGGUGAGAAGCCCCACAAAUGCCAGGUGUGUGGCAAAGCGUUCAGCCAGAGCUCUAAUCUCAUCACUCACAGCCGGAAGCACACUGGCUUUAAGCCCUUUGGUUGUGACCUGUGUGGGAAAGGCUUCCAGCGAAAGGUGGAUCUCCGGAGGCACAGGGAGACGCAGCAUGGGCUGAAAUGAGUCCAAGCCAGGAUGCCAAAGCAUCAGUCAACACUAUCGGGACCCUGCUUUUUCUGUUUCAUUCACCCUCAGGUUCCUGCAUCCCAUUUCUACCCCUCCACUUCUACUUUUCUUGUGAAUCGGAGAUGUAAGGACUUCUUACUUCUCUCAAGUCUCCAGAAGGAAUAGCAGCAGCUUUAAAUAUAUAUAUAUAUUUCGACCCAAAGUGGAAGUUAAAGGACGUGGCGUGUCUUGGAAAUACUGGACAAGUUUGUAUUCCUGAAUCCUCAGACCCAAGCUGGGAUCAGACGGCUUCAGCCACCUCUGCUUACUCCAUAGGCAACUUGACCCUUCCACCAAGCUAAGAAGUCCUCUAGCUAGAAUCUGAGCCCUUUCCUCCACCUUUCUCCUGACCAUUUGAUUAAUAUUUGAGUACUCGAAGGAUACCCAGCUCAUAAAUCAGAAUUAUUUUAGUGGUUUUAAAGGAAAGGUGAAAGAGAGGGGCUUUAUUGCUAUUUUUUCUUCCUUGGAGUUUUUCAAGAACCCUAUGUCAUUGUAAGGCUAUUAAGCUAUCUAGACUGACUGUGCACUUGCAGAUUUGUUGAGACGUGGAAAUGAUUCCUACUGCAACUCACAAAACCAUAAGCUUUACCAAGUAUACCUGUGGCAGGUUAGGCAGGAGAAAAGAAAGAGAAUAUGACAUUUAUCUAAAUGAAGUUUGAAUGUUUCCCUUUGGGAAAACAAUGGAUUAAGGGUUUGCCAACAUAAGCUGAAGAACAGAACAGUGUCUUACUACUAGAGGGUCAUCUCCUGAGCAGAUAUCUACUAAGUACCCCCUGUAUCUGAACUACGGCAUCGUGGAGGGUGUCAAGCUGAGCAGUACAAAAUCCUGGCUCUCAAAUGAUCUUGUGAUAAAGAACAGGAUUGGCCACGACCAUUGCCAUGCCCUGAGAAAGGGGGCAGUGACUGAAAGAAGUUCCAGAGGGCACUACUGGCUUUUCUAAAGACACUCUUGGGAAAGUAGCUGAAAGAAUAUUUCAGACAUGUUUGUAACUAGUUUUUUUUGUUGUUAUUAUUUGUUUGUUUGUUUUUUUUUAAUUCUUAAGCCCUUAUUUGUUAAAACCUCUGGACCUACAGACAUGUGUGGACUCUGCUUUAAACACACUUGCAUGUACCUUAGAGGAAAACAAUGACUUUGACAAAGUUUGUCUGUAGCUGUUAUGGAGUGGAUUAUGUUUAUUGAUACAUAUUUAUUAGAGUAAAAUUUUAAGUUAAUAAAGUAUUGAGAAUGGA